AUGAACAAAUACAGAUUAAAUAAAACAAAAGUGCUGUACACAGAUGAAAGUGAAUGGCGGGGUGACAGAAGAAUGUUGGACAUCACACGAGACAAGCCAGUAAAAGUGUGCGUACGAGUUGUCGUGCCAGUUCGAGAUCAUCCAAAAUUCAAUUUCGUUGGAAAGCUACUGGGGCCCAAAGGGAACUCCUUGAAAAGACUGCAAGAAGACACAAUGUGCAAGAUGGCAGUCCUAGGACGAGGGUCGAUGAAAGAUCGUCAAAAGGAAGAAGAACUCCGUAUAUCUGGAGAUCCUAAGUUCGCACAUCUCUCUGAUGAACUCCACGUGGAAAUCAGUGCGUUUGCGACACCAGCUGAAGCGCAUGCCCGUAUUGCAUAUGCACUCGCUGAACUGAGGAGGUUUUUAGUACCGGAUUACAAUGAUGACAUACGCCAGGAACAAAUGCUGGAAAUGCAAAUUCUGUCGUCACAGAACGAGCAAAGGAGAUUAACGCCUCCCGAUUCGUCUAGAAGUGGAAGUGAAGAAGCUUUGCCGCUGAGGGACAACGGGAACAAACAAAGAUUGAAUGCAGCACCACCAACGCCAGCUCAAGCGACGCUGCCCGCAAUGGUCAAUCACAACGCCAACGUACGUGACUUUUCCCCACCUGCACCUACACCUGCACCCGAGCACCUGUCUGCUCAUCAUCAGCUGGCUCCCAGUCACGCUGGCCAUGGAGUCCUGGUCGGAGGUGGUGUGAUACAACAACCACCUACACAUCAUUUGCUCACACAGAACUCCAUAUUGGGUGGGGGUGACAUCCUGGGCUUGAGUAGUCCCGUGCUUGGUGGAAUGUUGCACGCUCACCCGGCGUUGCGUGGCGUUAAGCCGGCAACCGUGCAUGCGCUUGCGACGCAAGGUGCGGGUGGGGCGGGUGGGGUUGGGAGCGGUCGCAAGCGGCCUCUGCUCGGCGCGCGGGCCGCCAUGUCGCCGACUAAGCGGGCGGUGAUGACGUUGCUCGCACGCGCACGCGCAGCUACGCACAAACACGCGCCCUGGCCUGCGCCGGAACACACAGCCCUACUUCCGCUUAUAAGGGACGAUUUUGUCACCGGCGUCGGAGUCAAUAUCAACCUAGCGUAAUGAAAUCUCUAGUCAAAUUUUAUUUAUAUUAUAAUAUAUAAUAAAAUUGUAAAUACUCUUCUAAACUUAGAAUAAUUUGUAAUCAUUUUAUAUACCUGAUGUGUAACCAGAAUUUUCGUUAAACUUUUUUACAUUGUUCGAUACGAUAUAUCGAAUCGUGACUUGCUUUCGCGUGAAUAAUUAUAAAAUACAAUGUAUUUGGUGUUUAUUGUGUGGGUAG
Messenger RNA from Melitaea cinxia (Glanville fritillary), 1342 nucleotides. RefSeq names its product KH domain-containing, RNA-binding, signal transduction-associated protein 2. NCBI's taxonomy places the organism in Eukaryota, Metazoa, Arthropoda, Insecta, Lepidoptera, Nymphalidae. The coding region runs from base 1 to 1122 and encodes 373 amino acids. Gene Ontology annotation, cellular component: nucleus. Gene Ontology annotation, molecular function: mRNA binding. Gene Ontology annotation, biological process: regulation of alternative mRNA splicing, via spliceosome. The record is from RefSeq and is a predicted model, not a curated record. The transcript has 10 exons.